AUGGGUAAAGUACACGGUUCUUUGGCCCGUGCGGGUAAAGUCAAAUCUCAAACUGCGAAAGUAGAAAAGCAAGAUAAGAAGAAACAAAAAACCGGAAGAGCUAAAAAGCGUGCGGUCUAUAACAGAAGAUUUGUUAACGUUACUCUUACCGGUGGCAAGAGAAGGAUGAAUCCUGCUCCAACAAGCGACAGACCUUGA
Messenger RNA from Paraglomus occultum, 198 nucleotides. Lineage: Eukaryota; Fungi; Glomeromycota; Glomeromycetes; Paraglomerales; Paraglomeraceae. The record is from the annotation of a GenBank genome assembly.